AAAUCGCAUUGGACAAAAUCACACUCUGUGCAUAUAAGUAAAUAUAUGUAAAAGCUUAUUUUUGCGCGUAUUUUGUUUCUGUUACAUUGCUGUUUUUUCCUAUAAUCCACCCGCCAGAGAGUGUGUGAAAUGUGUGUUGUUGAAGCAGUGCAUAUAACGAAGUGAAGUGACUACAUGGCUAUGCGUUGCGUGUGUUUCCAAAUGCAUUGAAUAUUAAUUAAAUUAUUUCCCCAACUUUAAAUCUGUGCACCUUUGCAACCAUGCUAAUUUACUUGCUUAUGCUCAGUGCUUUAAGGAGCGCAUCUUGUGGCGAAAAUGAGUUACUUACUCAAACUGUUUAUGGAUUUUUGGACUUUACAACGACCAUUGGGAAUACCGUAAUGGUAUUUUCACCUCAAAGUUCCCCACACUUUGAACUAAAACCCAACAACACAAACAACAUUAUCAAUAUCAUUGAAACAAAGCCGAAAUUUACGAAACAAGAAAAGGAAAAGGAGAUAAUCAAGCCAACGCCUCUCAUUUUGAGUGAGUCAAAUGUUCCUCCGGAAACAUUUACGUCGAAAAGUGAAUCCUACAACACAAGUACAUCAAAUUCUCCGAUCCAAACGCUGUUGAGCACACCCGAAUACGAUCUGCUUUCGCGUCAACCCGAGCAGUUUGCCGAGGAAUCGUAUCGCGUGGUUAACUUUAAGGGCAAAAAUGAAGCUGAGCGUCAGAGAAAUUAUCUGUCCAAAAAGGAAAGUGUCCAUGGCUAUCAGACUAGAAACGCUGUAACUUCGACAAAGGAAUCGGGACGCUUUACGAAAGUUCCUCAGUCCAUAACUUCAUCGAAUGCAGAGAAAAAGAGCAAGCCCCGGCAGACCAGAAUUAAUAAGACAUCAACGAUUCAGCCCAGUAAAACCGUAAAAGAAUCCCCAUCAUCACAGACUGUGGUCUCGAAGAGUUCACGGAAAAGUUCCCAAGGCAGCCGGGAUCACAGGGGAUCCAGCACCAGAAAAUCUUCGCGCCCAAAAGGAAAAAGGCGACAUAAAUCAACGCAAAAUAGCAUGAUAUUGAUUACUGCAUCGGCAAAGGAAACUGCCCGUCACUCGUAUCGCUCGAAAGUCACAAGUCUGCAGGAAGAGGCCGUCACAGCCCCAAGUGCGGGCACCUUUAAGCUAAAUAGGCGUCCUGGCCGCUGGCAAUACAAGACCUCUCCAAAGCCUAAGGUUAACAUUAGGAAGAAUACCAGCGCCAACAGUCCGAUCGCCAGCCAAAUUAACGAUACGGCAGCCCACGUGGAGCAAAACUUGGCGGAAGCUCCAAUCGGAAGCGACAAUCCGGAGCAGAUUCUGAAGGUUUUAAACAGUGGAAGGGAUUUGGAGGCCUCUGGUUCCCAAAAUGGUCCAGUGGCCAAUCAAAACGAAAACGACGAUCAGAAAUCAAAGUACUUUGUGCAAACAUUAAAUGUUGAGAUAUCCACGCCAAAGCCUUUUAUUGACACUUACUACGAAAUUGCUACAAUUAAAAGCCCGUUUAUAUUCCAGGCUGGUGUGGUGAAGAAAACGCGAUUUUUGACCGUCACAUCAACGAUAGAAAAGGUAAUACGGGAGGAGCACACGAAGGAGUACUCAGAAGAUGAUGGCCCGCUGACGGAGAAUAUUUUGGAGUCGACGGCGCAGACAGACGAUAAGCCUUUAGAUGGAAGUGUAUCAACGCUGAAACCGAUCUACAUUGAAGAUGGCUCAGAGACCCCUAGUUUGGAGACAAUAACUGAAUCAUUUUCCAUAACACAAACAAAACUGAAGACACAGAUUCUGCCUAUAAUCAACGAGAAAAGAAACGAAACCAUCCAUGUGACGCUGGUGCAAACGUACGACUAUACCAGCCUCAUAACAGUCACCCAAACAAUAUCCCCGUUGAGCGAAGAUUUUAGUCCCAAGAACUUUAAGGACUUUGAAGGCAAUUUGGAUGAGGCUGGUUCAGAGUUGAACUUGGAUCUGGAGUUUGGCGAUGAGGAUAAUACCGGAAAGUUCGAUGCGAAAAUUAAACCGAAAAACAAGGUGGAAAUUAAGGGCUUAAGCAACCUCACCAACCCAUUGUUACCCGAAACUCUACAUUUUACGGAGAGCCAAGCACCAGUAAACAAUUUCGUAACUUCAACGCGUCCCGUUAUUAAACUGGAAACCAUUUGGGAGUCGCAUGUGGUGCCGUUAGUGAGAGGCACUGAGACCAUUAUGCGCACACUCUCCAAGUCUGUGGGAGUGGUCGAGAAAACAGAAUACGUUACCGACAUAACCCCACUUGCGGUGCCAACGUCACAGUUUCCGUUCUCAAUAAAUCCGUUCUAUAACCCGUUAUUGCCCAUGCAGCCACAGCAGCUGAUUACGUCCACUGAAAUUCUGCAAACAAUGGCCACCGAAACGAGCUCCAAGGUUCUGAAAUUGACAUUUGGUGCCAGAACCGCUUAUACCACAAUAUUUUCAACUGCCGUUGUACCAACACAAGUUACUAAGCUAAUCACAGCAACAAUUCCUGUUCAGCAUCCUUCAGGAUCCUUUCCCAACUUCUAUCCACCCCCAUAUAAUCCAUUUGCAUACGUUGGUUAAUAUUUAAAUAGUUGUAAGAACGAGCACCUAAAUCAAUACUCGAUUGCUCUAAUUGAAAUUUUUGUUUUAAUUAUUAAGUGUAUGUUCAAAUGUUGAAUGGCGGUGAUAAAAUGCAAUACAAUAGAUUUUAUUAGUUAUAAUUUAAACCCUUUGUCACAAGAAAGUGCAGAUGUAAUUGUAAAUAUUUAUCGUUAGUUUAUGGAUAAGCUGUAUUCAUAUUGUUUGGCUAAUUACU
This is a messenger RNA of Drosophila guanche, 2823 nucleotides long. RefSeq lists its product as uncharacterized. The transcript has 6 exons. Lineage: Eukaryota; Metazoa; Arthropoda; Insecta; Diptera; Drosophilidae. The record is from RefSeq and is a predicted model, not a curated record. Bases 261 to 2588 code for a protein of 775 amino acids.